This is a messenger RNA of Durio zibethinus, 3153 nucleotides long. NCBI's taxonomy places the organism in Eukaryota, Viridiplantae, Streptophyta, Magnoliopsida, Malvales, Malvaceae. The record is from RefSeq and is a predicted model, not a curated record.
AUGGACGAAUCAAGUGGGACAACUGCAACGAUUAUUGACGAGUUAUACGAGUUUUCAGCGCCGCGUUUCUUUGAUUUCUUGAAAGGAGAGUCGGAAGAAGAAAAACGCAAUGCAGAGCUCUGGUUCGAAACCACCUUAAGCUACGCCCCUUCUCCUUUUAUGGCUAGAAUCAAGGCUGGUAAUAGAUCCUUUCAUGUGGAGAGUCUCUGCAAUUUUAGUGAAGAAGAUCAAAUGCAGAAGACCUCGGAAUCCUCAGAUGCAACAGCUCCUAACGAUACCUCAGAAGAUAAGCCUCAAGCUGAUCUCAUGCCUGAUAAAGUAAAGGAAGAAGAAGUUAAAUCCUCUGAGGCAAAGAUUGCUAAUAACGAUAAGGAAAAAAUAGGGACUGUAUGUGCUCAAGAAAAUGGGAGUGCCCUGACUGAAAAAGCGCAUUCAAAUGUGCCCGGUGAUACAGAGAAAAGCAAAUCUUCUGUGCAAGUCGAAACUGAAGCUUGCACCCCUAAACCAUUGAUGAAUUCUCAGAAAAAACUGGUUAGUGACAAGAAGCAUCAUACAGCUAAGAAGAUAGCUAGUAAGCUACGGAAUCCAUCAGUGUUGAAGCCGAAAAAUGGGAAUGCUGAAACUCCUAAUUUGGCUCUAGAAAACCAAGCCAUUAAACGUCAGAAACUAGAUGGAGGGAGAUCUAGACAGAUCCUAAAUGUAAAAUCCCACAACUUGCCCCACAAGUCAAAACUCGGUCUUACCAGUGGUAGUUCCAACUUAUGCUCUUCUAUUACUUCUAACAAAUUGGAAAGAAAGGUUUAUGUUCGAGAGCAAGCAGCACCAUUUGUUUCAAUGGCAGAAAUGAUGAAGAAGUUCCAAUCGAGUACCAGAGAUUUGUCACUUCCUCACAGUUCUCUGUCAAAUACGAAACCUACGCUCAAAUUGACAAGGCCUAAAGAACCCGAAUUUGAAACAGCACAGAGAAUACGCUCAGUUAAAGUGAAGAGCACCGCAGAGCUUGAGGAAGAAAUGAUGGCUAAAGUGCCAAAGUUCAAAGCAAGACCAUUGAACAAGAAGAUUUUUGAAACUCCAGCACUACCUGCAUUACCAAGAAGUACUCCAAAGCCUCUAGAAUUUCAGGAAUUUCAUUUUGAGACAAUGGCUAGAGCCAAUAAGAAUGCGGAGACGUCUUCAGUAGCUUCAACUGUCAUGUCUCGCCAGAAUAAUCAGUGGAAACUUCAUCUCACAGAACCUAAAACCCCUGUACUUCAAACAUCACUGAGGGCACGGCCUCCAAAGGUCAAAAGUUCUAUUGAACUUGAGCAGGAGGAACUUGAAAAAGCACCUAAAUUUAAGGCAAGGCCAUUGAAUAAAAAGAUAUUUGAGAGCAAAGGAGAAAUGGGAAUCUUUAGUAAUGCAAAGAAACAGGUGACUGUACCUCAAGAAUUCCAUUUUGCGACAAAUGAGAGGAUACCACUUCCCCCACUACCAGUUGUUGAUUUAUUUGACAAGCUUUCUCUGAAGUCAGAUAGCCAUGACCCACUCCCAAGAAUCACCAUUCCCAAUCCAUUCCAUCUCCAAACAGAGGAAAGAGGAGCUGAGAAAGAAAGGAAGUUUGUUACUGAAAUUAUAGAGAAGCAGUUUGAAGAGGAAACAGCCAGGGUUCCCAAGGCUAACCCAUAUCCUUACACCACUGACUAUCCUGUGAUUCCUCCAAAACCAGAAGCCAAGCAAUGUACAAAACCAGAACCCUUCCAAUUGGAGAGUCUGUUGAGGCACGAGGAGGAGAUGCAAAGAGAGAUGGAAGAAAGACAGAAAAAUGAGAGAGAAGAGGCCAAGAUGAGGAUCUUCAAGGCCCAGCCGAUUCUAAAAGAGGAUCCAGUUUCCCUUCCAGAGAAAGUUCGCAAGCCUCUGACGCAAGUGCAAGAAUUCAAUCUCCAUGUUGAUCAUAGAGCUGUGGAUAGAGCUGAAUUCGAUCAAAAAAUUAAAGAGAAAGAAAUGAAGUACAAGAGAUACAGAGAGGAGAGUGAGGCUGCUAGAAUGAUAGAGGAAGAGAAGGCAUUGAAGCAAUUGAGAAGGACAAUGGUUCCCCAUGCUAGGCCUCUUCCCAAGUUUGACCAUCCUUUCUGCCCACAAAAGUCAUCCAAGGAAACAACUAAACCCAAAUCACCACAUCUACGUGUUUUCCAAAGAAAAGAAAGGAGGAAAAUGCUCACCGCCGCUGCAACUUCCAGUCCCGCCACUCUUAUGAGGUGAUUUUGGUUCGAGGAAAAGAAGGCAGGCGGGCUCAGGGUUGUUGUUCAAGAACUUUUGAACCGCUGUGAAACAACUAACUCAUUGGACCCAUUAACUGUGACAUUGCAGAUUCAUUUCUGUACUCUUUGUACCAUUAAAUGCAAAAUAUGUAGUAAAAUAUUCCUUUGUACCAUUUCAUUAGACUCAAAAUUUCAUUAGAAUUUUUUUUCUCCAGAAUUGCACCCUUUUUUCUCAUUUAAUUUGAUCGUCGUACAAAUUAUUGAGUAUUGGUAGAUAGAGGAAGAGAAGGCAUUGAAGCAAUUGAGAAGGACAGUGGUUCCCCAUGCUAGGCCUCUUCCCAAGUUUGACCAUCCUUUCUGCCCACAAAAGUCAUCCAAGGAAACAACUAAACCCAAAUCACCACAUCUACGUGUUUUCCAAAGAAAAGAAAGGAGGAAAAUGCUCACCGCCGCUGCAACUUCCAGUCCCGUCACUCUUAUGAGGUGAUUUUGGUUCGAGGAAACGACGGCAGGCGGGCUCAGGGUUGUUGUUCAAGAACUUUUGAACCGCUGUGAAACAACUAACUCAUUGGACCCAUUAACUGUGACAUUGCAGAUUCAUUUCUGUACUCUUUGUACCAUUAAAUGCAAAAUAUGUAGUAAAAUAUUCCUUUGUACCAUUUCAUUAGACUCAAAAUUUCAUUAGAAUUUUUUUUCUCCAGAAUUGCAAUCAGCUCUAUGAACCUCUUUUCUCAUUUAAUUGAUCGUCGUACAACUACAACUUUCGGAUCUUCCAGUGUACUUUUCUCCAAAAACUAUUGAGUAUUGGUAGAUAGAGGAAGAGAAGGCGUUGAAGCAAUUGAGAAGGACAGUUGUUCCCCAUGCUAGGCCUCUUCCCAAGUUUGACCAUCCUUUCCGCCCACAAAAGUGAGAAAGU